CCACGAUUACAUCACACCCUCCGGAUCUUUAUUGUUUAAAGCAUAAAUUGGGUUUAGCAGGAAUGCGACCGAGUGUCGGAGGUGCCCCUCAUGAAUAGGCUACAUCUGUCGGUACAAAGUAUCUAUUCUAAGUUCAAGUCAUGACUGAAUAGCCUACAGAAGGCGACAUUUCAGGCGACAUUUCAGAGUGACGUUCAAGCUUGAUCCGGAGAAGAUGGCAAGCAGCUCCGAAUGUAAGUGUGUUGAGUUUGCGGUAGUAGACAAGGAGGACAUCUUUUUUCAAGUUGAACAUGACGAUUUAGAGUCGGAUGAUUUUCAAAAGGAGACUAGAAAAUGCUUCCAAAAAAUGAUCCAAAUCAAGAACAACCGAUUCCUGGUUGUAGAUGAAGACGUUCUCAAGUUUAAAGAGCGGAAUAAGGAGCAAUGCAAAGCAGAUGAUUGCCGGUUCAAUAUCCAACAAUAUAAAAACAAUGCCAUUGCCAAGGCCAGUGGAAUUGCUGUUAUUCUCUCUGUGACAUCACCUUGUAAGCAAACUUACAUGGUGUGCUGCAAGAACGGGGACCAAGAAGGAGUUUCUGCUAAACCACUGGAGCAACCUUUGCCUGACCAAAUUGGCUGCUCAAAACAUGAGGCUGUGUUCUUCAUGGAAGUAAUUCCUGGUACAUCUCAGUACAGAUUUCAGUCAUCGCUGUGGACUAAUUCGUACUUGAGCUUUGAGGCUGGACCAGAUGCAGAGCUCAUAAAGUUAGUUCUCAGGGAGGUGCCUAAAGAUGUUGUGGAUGAGAACUCUAUUAUGCGCUUACUGGCAUGUUGAGUUUAUGGUUCUUUUGUUAAGCCACUGUAAAUACUCAGUGUUUAUAGAAUAAAGGUAUUGGUCCAGUUUAUAAAAUUGUUUUUUUAAAUGCUUAAAUACCCAUUAUAGAGUAGUAAUAUACACUUAAGUUUGAUUGCUUAGUCAUUCUGAACAGUUACCAGAAGCUGUUUCUACCUGUGUGUAGUCUACCGUCCUCUGUAUACGCUCUGUAUUAAACUGAUUUAAUACAUAA
Messenger RNA from Oncorhynchus gorbuscha (pink salmon), 1046 nucleotides. RefSeq lists its product as uncharacterized. The coding region runs from base 215 to 814 and encodes 199 amino acids. NCBI's taxonomy places the organism in Eukaryota, Metazoa, Chordata, Actinopteri, Salmoniformes, Salmonidae. The transcript has 6 exons. The record is from RefSeq and is a predicted model, not a curated record.